GCCGCCUUUGUGAGGCGAGCCUCUGGCGUGGAAGGUUCGCGAAGUCGCGGUCGCCAUUGAGCGCGGUAGUGCCUUUCCCCGUCUAUGGCGACCGGAGCGAACGCGACGCCGUUGGGGAAGCUCCAUCCACCCCCGCCGCCAGGCAAGGCCGGCUACCCUCUGCCUCCUCCGGGACUGGUGAUGCAGGGCCCGCCGCCCCCGCCGCCUCCGGGCCCCGCGCAGGCCCAGCCGCAGCCAGCCAUCCCCAGCCUCAUGGCGGCCGCCGCCUUCCCCUUCGCGGCGCUACCGCCGCCCCCGCCACCUCCGCCGCCCCCACCACCGCCACCGCCGCAGCAGCCCCAGCCGCCCCCGCAGCAACCCCAGCCGCCGCCCCCGCCGCCGCCGCAGGCCCAGCAACCGCAGCAGCCUCAACAGCCGCCCCCCCAGUAUAGCCAGUACCGGUUUCCCUCGCCGCCGCCCCCGCAGCUGGGCCUCGAACAGCAGCAGCUUCACCAUCUCCACCAGCAGGACGACGGUGGCCCGGUCGGGGCCGGCAAUCAAGAUUUUCCUAAUAAGAAGAGGAAGAGGAGCAGAUGGAACCAAGAUACCAUGGAGCAGAAGACUGUUAUCCCUGGAAUGCCCACAGUUAUCCCCCCUGGGCUUACUCGUGAACAGGAAAGAGCUUACAUAGUGCAACUGCAGAUAGAAGACCUGACUCGCAAACUGCGCACAGGAGACCUCGGCAUCCCCCCUAACCCUGAGGACAGGUCUCCUUCCCCUGAACCAAUCUACAAUAGCGAGGGGAAGCGCCUGAACACCCGUGAGUUCCGCACACGCAAGAAGCUGGAGGAAGAAAGGCACAACCUGAUCACGGAGAUGGUGGCGCUCAACCCAGACUUCAAGCCACCAGCUGAUUACAAGCCACCAGCAACCCGAGUGAGUGAUAAAGUGAUGAUCCCACAGGAUGAAUACCCUGAAAUAAACUUCGUUGGGCUUCUGAUUGGACCCAGAGGAAACACGCUGAAGAACAUUGAGAAGGAGUGUAAUGCAAAGAUCAUGAUCAGAGGCAAAGGUUCUGUGAAAGAAGGGAAGGUGGGACGGAAAGAUGGCCAGAUGCUGCCUGGGGAGGAUGAGCCCCUUCAUGCGCUUGUCACUGCCAACACCAUGGAGAAUGUGAAGAAGGCCGUGGAACAGAUCCGGAACAUUUUGAAGCAAGGGAUUGAAACACCAGAGGACCAGAAUGAUCUGCGCAAGAUGCAGCUGCGGGAGCUUGCCCGCCUCAAUGGGACGCUACGCGAAGAUGACAACAGGAUUCUGCGCCCAUGGCAAAAUACAGAAACCCGCAGCAUCACCAACACGACAGUGUGUACCAAGUGCGGAGGAGCUGGCCACAUUGCAUCAGACUGCAAGUUUGCCCGGCCGGGAGAUCCCCAAUCAGCCCAGGACAAAGCUCGCAUGGAUAAAGAGUACCUGUCUCUGAUGGCUGAGUUGGGAGAGGCCCCUGUCCCAGCAUCUGUGGGGUCUUCUUCAGGACCUUCUAAUCCGCCCCUUCCAAGCGGCCCAAGACCAUCGGGGCCUGGAAACAACCAGCCUCCCCCUAACCGCCCUCCCUGGAUGAACUCUGGCCCUUCUGAAAAUCGGCCCUUCCAUAGCAUGCACGGAGGUGGCGGCGGCGGAGGAGGCGGUGGUGGUGGAGGAGGAGGCGGCGGUGGAGGCGGUGGCGGAGGAGGGCCAGCAGGGCCUGGGGGUCCUCACAACUUCCCUCACCCAAUGUCAAACAUGGGAGGACAUGGUGGUCAUCCCAUGCAGCACAAUCCAAAUGGCCCCCCACCUUGGAUCCAGCCACACAAUCCUCCAAUGAACCAGGGACCGCAUCCUCAUGGCCCACCAGGUCCCCAUCACAUGGAUCAGUACCUGGGCAAUGCGCCAGUGGGCUCUGGGGUCUAUCGCCUCCAAGGAAAAGGUAUGAUGCCACCUCCGAUGGGUAUGAUGCCCCCGCCGCCCCCGCCGCCCAGUGGUCAGCCUCCCCCGCCUCCCUCUGGUCCUCUUCCCCCAUGGCAGCAGCAGCAGCAGCCUCCACCCCCGCCUCCCAGCAGCAGUACUCCCUUGCCAUGGCAGCAAAGUGAAUACGACGACAACCACCACCACGAGCGCUGGCAGCGGGGGCAUCCCUCCAUGGCAGCAGCAGCAGGGGGCGGCGGCAACUUCUACGGGGGCCCCGCAGAUGCAAGGCAGCCCCUCCAUGGUACCUUUGCCUCCAGGGGUCCAGCCUCCACUGCCGCCAGGGGCCCCGCCUCCUCCCCCGCCCCCGCCCCCUGGCUCCGCGGGCAUGAUGUACGCCCCUCCCCCUCCUCCGCCUCCCAUGGACCCUUCUAACUUUGUCACCAUGAUGGGGGUGGGGGUGCCAGCUUUGCCACCAUUUGGCAUGCCCCCUGCUCCACCACCACCGCCACCACAGAACUGAAGAAUGUUUUUUCUAUACAGUUGUUUUUCUCUCCAACAUGGAACGAGGCCCUGCCAGGAGCAUGUGAGGGACGUUCCCCCUCCUUACCUGUAUUUAGAGGAGUGCGUGACUCUUGUCAGAUUCUUGUUUUGAUUGACUUUACUGGUGUUCGAUAAUUGGACCCGUCAAGGCACUAGCCCCGAGCACCUCUCUGAAGUGAGGACUGGCCACCCUUUUUGUGGUAGGAACAGGGAACGCCUGGGACGUGCGUGUUGUGGCAGAGCUCCAGUUGAAACUGCCGGGUCCAGCCUCGGAGCCAGCAAGCCCUCUUUUGUGAAAUUAUGCAUCUCUCACAUGCCUUGCAGACGCAGAAUGGCAUCUUCUGUUUAUUUAAUUUUUCCUUGCUGGGCUUAUAUUUUAAUUCCACCUUAAAGACUCCAUGUUUUCCAGGGUCUUGUACGUCUCCACUGUUGAACUUCUGCCAGUAGAGUUGAAGAAACAAAUGGAUUUCAGUAGAGUUGUCUGUGUUUGGGAAAUGAGACUUUUGCUCCACGGCGAGGUGGGGGGUGGGGUGCCAGUGUUUUUUUCCCUGGUUCUCCUUAGCAAGAAUAGGUAGAUUUUGUAGGGAGUGUCUGCCGUAAAAGCUGAAGGUUUUGAGCCAGUCCCCACCCCUCCCAUAGGGUAGUUAAGAUGAAGAGGGGGGGGGGUCAUCUAUUUUGAGGUCCAUUUGUCUCUUAUCCAUCUGCCUAGAAUCUCCUUCCGUUUUUUCUUUAAAAAAAAACACAUCUGAGUGUUUUGUGGUUUUGGGUGGUUUCCCCCCGAUUGAGUGAGCUCUGUUGACAAUGAUGUAUGUGUAUAAUGCUUCAUUCAGUCACCUGUAACCAUUUUCUUAAUUGAUUUUUGUGUAAAAAUAAAAACUGCAGUGAAGGGGAGGUUCCAAUUAAAGGCCAUUUUUAAAAUA
Molecule: messenger RNA, 3383 nt
Organism: Sphaerodactylus townsendi
Lineage: Eukaryota; Metazoa; Chordata; Lepidosauria; Squamata; Sphaerodactylidae
Gene: SF1
Product: splicing factor 1
Exons: 13
Coding region: 85-2355 (756 amino acids)
Biological process (GO): regulation of mRNA splicing, via spliceosome
Cellular component (GO): nucleus
Molecular function (GO): zinc ion binding; mRNA binding
Source: RefSeq, a predicted model, not a curated record